Aspergillus thermomutatus is the source of this 1533-nucleotide messenger RNA. Its product is annotated as cytochrome P450. Gene Ontology annotation, molecular function: monooxygenase activity; iron ion binding; heme binding. The transcript has 5 exons. The record is from RefSeq and is a predicted model, not a curated record. The coding region runs from base 1 to 1533 and encodes 510 amino acids. NCBI's taxonomy places the organism in Eukaryota, Fungi, Ascomycota, Eurotiomycetes, Eurotiales, Aspergillaceae.
AUGUUCUUAGCUCUUUCUGCCAUAGCAGCACUUCUGCUGCUGGCUGUCUGGCUGCUCAAUAAGCUCGACUACUAUCGCACCAAGCAAUUCGCAGCAUGGCCACAGCCGAGGCCGUCACGAGUAUGGGGUCAUAUGAAGGAUCUCAACGCCUUCAUUGCCCGCGGUGAGCCAAAUAGGCAUAUUGAGCAGGUAGCCAGGAGCUCGAAAAAGUUCCCGUAUAGUAUGCCCAAGACCCCGACGCUGCAGGCUUAUAAGUAUCUGCUGGGCCCUGAUUCGAUCAUUACUUCCGAGGGCGAGGAAUGGAAAAGCCUUCGCAAACGGUUCAAUCCUGGAUUUGCGCCUCAGCAUUUAUUGACCUUGCUGCCGUGCAUACUGGAUAAGACAGGGCCAUUUUUCGAGGCCCUUGAUCGAUAUGCUCAAUCAGGGGAAGAGUUUAGUUUGGCUGAAAUAUGUACCAAUCUCACAUUUGAUAUCAUUGGCGCAGUGACAAUGGACGAGGACUUGGGAGCGCAGCUUCCCCUAGACAAGCAGAGCGAGAUGGUCAAGCUCUACCACGAGCUGGCUGCAAGCUACCGCAGAAAAAGCUCAGCCCGAGCAAAAUUGCUGAACCCCUUGGUGACAUGGCGCCAAUAUACCCUGGCUCGCAGACUCAAUACCAUCAUCAAGAAUCACAUCAAACGCAAAUUCGCAGAGUUGAAGGAAGCCAGUACCAACGAGAGAAAGUCCCGCAGUGUCCUCGCCCUCAGUCUACAGGAUAUAGAGUAUCUGGAUGCCCGUGUCUUAGAUCAAACUUGCGAUCAGCUGAAAACUUUCUUGUUCGCUGGUCAUGACACGACUAGCAUCCUCCUGCAAUGGGCAUUGUAUGAGCUCAGCCGCACACCUCGUGCUCUGGAAUCCAUACGCCGUGAACUCGACGACGUCUUCGGGCUUGAUCCUUCCCCGGCAAUAGUUCAUGAUAAGCUUCUUGCGCCGAACGGCGAAGAACUCCUUGGAAAGUUGCAGUAUACCUCCGCCGUGAUCAAGGAGAUACUCCGCUUAUACCCUUCGUCGGGAACAGGGAGAUUUGUGCCCGAGGGAACGGGUGCGUAUAUCCAACUGCCAGAUGGAAGGUCGCUGUGCAUUGACGGAGUCCUGAUGUACAACUGUGAGACGCUCAUUCAUCGUGAUGAGACUGUCUACGGGGAAUCGAAGGACGAUUUUGUCCCGGAGCGAUGGCUCGGCGAGGCGGGUGCUAGUCGGAUACCGUCCAGCGCAUGGCGACCGUUCGAGCGAGGACCGCGCAGCUGUAUCGGCCAGGGGCUUGCGACAAUUGAGGCACAAGUGAUUUUGGCUUGUGUGGUCAGACGGUACGAAUUUCGGAAGAUAGGGCUCGGUGAGGUCGCGCGGGACAGCGCUGGGGAGCCAAUUCUGAACCCGCGAGGGCAGUACGAGGUCAAGUCGCGUUUAUUCAAUACAAUGCAAGUGACUGCAAAGCCGGUGGAUGGAACGAUUAUGAAGGUGAAAUUGUCCUUUGGUGCUAGGAAAGACCUCUGA